CAGCAAUAUGUUUUGCAUUCCUUGUAUACCUACUAUGGUGGAUGCAAAAGAUAAUUCAAAUCAGAUGUAUUCUUCCAUUCGAGAUGCUUUGCAACACGUUGCCAGUACAAAUGGAAGUCUGGUCAAACUAGGUUUUGUGGAUACAAAUCAGAAAUAUUCGUCCUCUCUUCGAGAUGAUUUGCAACGCGUAGCCAAUGCAAAGGAAACCCAUGUCAAAUUAGAUUUUGUAGAUGCAAUUAGGAAAGAAUCCUCUCUUCGAGAUUCUUUGCAGCACGUGGUCAAUGCAAAAGAAAACCUGGUUAUAUUGACUUUUGUGGAUAAGGCAUAUUUCAAAAUGUUUUGGAAUAUGAGACUGUCCCUCCAAAAAAUAAACAAACAUUUGACAGAUAUUAUGUUACCUAUAUGCAGAGAUGAGUUCAGUUUUCGGAAAUUGAAAUCUAUGGAUGUUCGAUGCUAUUUUGCUGGGACUAAAUCAAAUAAAACUGGACUGGCGAGAUAUGGUACAAUGCAGUUUAACAAAGAGACGAAUGCAAAGAUACACUGGUUAUUGCAAUGUUUACAACUUGGAUACAAUACAUUGUUGACUGACGGUGAUAUCGUUUACAAAAAGGAUCCAUUACUGCAUUUAAAUUGUAGCGACUGUGACAUUAUCAUACAGGAAAACAUCGCCAAGGGAGAACUUAAUUCUGGCUUCAUGUUCGUAAGAAACAUGAAUGCGUCCAUCCGGGUCUUUAAAAAAGUAGCUAAACUUGCAACAGACGCUAAAUUCUCAACACACGACCAAGUGUAUGUAAAUCGGAUUUUAAGGCCUAUGUUGAAACGAAAAACCAAUCGUGCUCCUAAAAUAAAAGUUUUGGACAGGACAAAAUUCGUCACAGGACAGAACUUUAAAAAGUAUUGGAACCGUCGCUCAGUUGUCAUGAUUCAUAACAACUUUAAAAUUGGACUAGAUCCAAAGAUAGAAAGAUUCAAAAAAUAUGGAAUGUGGUAUGAGUAGAACAACCUUCAGAAUACGUUAGUGCUUACUUUUGAACCACGCUGGUUGAGAGGGGACAUAAUCGAGAAUUCAAAAGAUAAACUGAUCCUCAUGUCAAGUCCUCUAGAUAACUGCAAAAUUAUUUUCCGAUCUGAAAAGUAGUGAGAACUAGUUUGGUGUGAUAAUUAGUAGGGUUAACAAAAAAUUGUUUCAAUUUUAGAAUAUUUCUGGCUUAUGUCAUUUCUUUUCAUAUCUAUUUUCUAAAAAUCCCC
Molecule: messenger RNA, 1248 nt
Organism: Owenia fusiformis
Lineage: Eukaryota; Metazoa; Annelida; Polychaeta; Sabellida; Oweniidae
Source: the annotation of a GenBank genome assembly